Molecule: messenger RNA, 3723 nt
Organism: Candoia aspera
Lineage: Eukaryota; Metazoa; Chordata; Lepidosauria; Squamata; Candoiidae
Product: cytochrome P450 2F3-like
Exons: 9
Coding region: 15-1520 (501 amino acids)
Biological process (GO): xenobiotic metabolic process; epoxygenase P450 pathway
Cellular component (GO): cytoplasm; intracellular membrane-bounded organelle
Molecular function (GO): arachidonate epoxygenase activity; heme binding; iron ion binding
Source: RefSeq, a predicted model, not a curated record
GACCUGCAGCAACCAUGGAGAUCUCGGCCACCACUCAGAUGGAUUUUGGUGGGCCCCUCAGCAUUCUCCUAGCCAUGGCCGUGUCAUGCCUCCUCUUCCUCCACUUCUCAGCCAAAAGGAAGUUCACCAGCCUCCCACCAGGGCCCGCCCCUCUCCCGCUCAUCGGCAACAUGCAUCAAGUGGACGUGAAGGAGCUGAUCCAGUCCCUGAGAGAACUCAGCAAGACCUACGGCCCCAUGUACACCUUCUACCUGGGCUCUCGCCCCUGCGUGGUCCUUUCUGGAUACCAAGUGCUAAAGGAGGCCUUGAUCGACAAAGCAGAAGACUUCAGUGGCCGAGGCGACUUCCCCGCUGUCCAGAUGUGGAGCAAAGGCAAUGGGAUCGUGUAUGGGACAGGAGAGCGCUGGAGGCAGCUGCGCAGGUUCGCCAUCUCCACCUUCAAGAACUUUGGGAUGGGAAGACGGUCCAUGGAGCAGCGGAUCAAAGAGGAAGCCCAGUGCCUGGUGGCCGAAUUCCACAAAACCCAAGGCAAACCCUUUGACCCCACCUUCUUCCUGAGUUGUGCUGGUUCCAACAUUAUCUGCACUCUUGUCUUUGGAGAACGUUUUGAAUACACCGAUCAGAAAUUCCUCAUGUUGCUUGACUUGAUCAACAGCAACUGGAAGCUCAUGAGCUCCACCUGGGGACAGCUCCUCUUCGUCUUCCCAAAUUUCAUGAGAUGGCUCCCGGGGCCACACCAGAAAAUCUACACAAAUUAUCUGAAGCUGGCAAAGUUUGUGGGCGAGCGGCUGGAGAUGAACAGGCAGACCCUGGACCCCAACUCCCCGCGGGACUUUAUUGACUGCUUCCUCAUCAAGAUGCAGCAGGAAAAGAACAAUCCCAACUCCCACUUCAACGAGGAAACGCUGUUGAAGACCACCGUGAACCUCUUCUUUGCUGGCACUGAGACGGUCAGCUCCACCCUGCGCUACGGGCUGCGCAUCCUCCUGAGGCACCCUGAGGUGGAAGAGAAGCUGCAUGAAGAGAUCGACCGCGUCAUUGGGGCGAACCGCAGCCCUUGCAUGGAGGACCGGAGCCAGAUGCCCUACACGGAGGCGGUCAUCCAUGAGAUCCAGCGCUACGCUGACAUUGUCCCCAUGGGAGUGCCCCACACGGUCACGAGGGACAUCCAGUUCCGUGGCUACAGCCUCCCCAAGGAUCUCAACAUCAUUCCCUUGCUCUGCACAUCCCAGUUUGAUCCCAUGCAGUUCAAGAACCCCAACGCCUUCGACCCGACCCAUUUCCUGGAUGAGAGCAGGCGGUUCAAGAAGAAGGACGCCUUCAUGGCUUUCUCAGCAGGCAAGCGGGUAUGCCUGGGCGAAGGCCUGGCCAACAUGGAGCUCUUCAUCUUCCUCACCACCAUUCUGCAGAACUUCCAGCUGAAAGCCCUGAUGUGCCCUGCAGACAUCGACAUCACCCCAGAGUCCACGGGCUUGGGCAGCAUCCCCCGUGCUUAUCAGUUCUGCCUCCUCCCCCGGUGAAGGCGGUGGGUCACCCUGGGGGCUGCAAUCAGGCAGAGCUGCCUGGGUUGCUCUGCCUCCCGGCCCAGAAGCCCAUUGGGGUUCCCUGCCCCCUCCUGCCCCUCCCCGAGUUGUGGCUGCCAGCCCCCUCCCUUCCGUGGCGCUGUUCUGGGCUUCUUUCCUCUCGCCCCAGCACUCCCAGCCUUCCCAGUCAAGCGUGUCCCCUGCACCAGUCCACCUCCUGCCUCUCUGUGGGGCCUCCAGAAAUACUUGCCCCGGUGCCCUGCAGAGCACAGACAGCUGGUGCCAGGCUUGGCUCCCCUGGGCAAUCCUUGAGGCUCUUGGCUGCACUCUCAAGAGCUUCAGCAACAGCCCAGGGAGGCUGCAUUCGGCACCCCAGUGGGCACUGCCUGGUCCUGGGGCAGAGCACAGAUUUCAGUGCAUGAUCCAUCUGCCCUGGAAAUGCCAAGGACAGAGCUGGGCCGCUGUGAAGGGGAUCUUUGCAAGAACAACCAAGGCUGAAAAUGUUCUUCGUUCGGAAGUGCCUGCUCUGGUUUCUCUACCCAAAGCUCACUCGCUUCGUGCCAAGCUUCCAAGGGGAGGGAAAGCUUGCUGAGGGGGCACCGUGGGUGGCGAUGCUGAGCAAACAGGCUGGCCGUCCAACCAGCAGAGUGAGAAGCUGCUUAAGGGACCUUUCCAACAGGGUGGAAAUUUGGUGCUGGGGUCAAGCAUCAGCUCUUGGUGCCCCACAGGAAGGAAAGCCCCAUCUUGGCAAUCUGCAGAGCACGCUGCCCAGCUGGCCAGGUGUGAACAUGCAGCUGGUGAAGCCAGUUCAGGGCAGUUCCUCCUCCUCACAGCAACCAAAGUAAAGCUGAUGGUUUUCAAAGGGAUCCCCUCUGCCCCCCUCCCCCGGUCUAACUAGAUGGAUUCUCACGACCCUGCUGCUCCAGGGUGUGCCAGCCUUGGCUGCCCUAGCCCAGUAUCUUACUGGCUGGAAGUCAUGGGAGCCUUGGAGAAAACGAGGUCUGGACACAUCGUGACUGCGCAGUCCAUGUGCAGGUCCUGCCCAGAUUCCCACCCUCCAGUGCUGAACAUAGAAGAGUGCGUCCUCAGGCUGGCUUGCAGGUUUAGCAUUUUAUUUAGAACACUUCUGUCCCACUUUCCAACCCCCAAGGACUCUCAAAAGAGCUUACAAACAAUUCCAAAGGAUAAAAACCCACUCAAAUUUAUUAGCAGAGCAGAAGAAAGUCUAGAAAAGUAGGAUUAUUCCAGGGCACCUCCACUGCCCUCAGCCCAGUUCUCCAGAGCACGCCUCUUGCCCCCAAAACAACUCAAGGAGGGGAGCCAAGGGGAGGGGUCCCACUUCCUGUACAAGGGAAGCAUCUUCCAGAGUUGUUGUUUUUUUAAACUGUCAGUGUUUCUUAACACAACAAUGUGGUAAUGUCCCAUUAUGGACUUGGAACCAACCUUUGACCACAUUUGGUACAGUGCAGCUCAAUGUUUGCAUAGCAAUGUUAUUUAUUUCUUUUUGUCCUUCUGCAAAAUUAUCACAUUUCAGCCUUACCACAUUUCAGCUUGAGAAAUUCCAUAAGAUAAUAUCCAUGAACAGCUCUCAAGUUCCAUAUUAGCUGGGGUGGAGGUAGGGGGAAGGAUUAACAGAACUCAGCAAAAGCAUUCCCAGCAUUGUAUUCCAUGACUCAGAGUAGUGUUUACUUGGUGUGUUCUUUUUUUCUAUUUGCAUUUGGUACCACUUGAAGUCAUUCCAGGCAGAAAACAAGUCACAGCCACAGCAUAUCCAGAUUAAAGUUCAAAGGAAUAAAUACCUGUUUUGAAGGUGCCGUUCCCCUACUUUGCAGCCAUGAAAAAAACUCAGAUCAUGAAACCCGAUGCCUAUAAUCCGAUUAAGGGCAGGAGAACCCGCAGUUUCUUUUGAGGGAUGGCACUCUGGUGAGAGCCUUCCAAGGCGGGGGCGUGGCAGGGGGAUGGGCAACCGCGGGUGGAAUGCGUGGCUCCCUACAGAGACGCGGCGCCGCUGCUCCCCUUCCUCAAUGAUGCUGCCGAACUGAAGGGGGCUGCCGGGAAAACCAAGAGUCGUUUUCUGCGCGGAAGGACGGUGAGCUUGGAACCCGUCUGGGGCUCAACACGCGUCUACCUUUCUCCGCCCAGUCGCCGGAUCACACGUUCUAGUAAAAAAAUAAAGCGGUUCCCACCAACCUGAAACCCG